Messenger RNA from Saccoglossus kowalevskii, 1647 nucleotides. RefSeq lists its product as uncharacterized. The record is from RefSeq and is a predicted model, not a curated record. NCBI's taxonomy places the organism in Eukaryota, Metazoa, Hemichordata, Enteropneusta, Harrimaniidae. Gene Ontology annotation, cellular component: membrane.
AUGGGGGAGACUACCCCUUUACAGAACUCCAUUCAGGUUGACGACAACACUGACGAUGACGAUUCAGGUCCAAAGCGAGGGAAUUUCAAAUCCCGGUUUGGAAUGGUUGUAUCUUGCAUGGGGUGCAUGGUCGGUGCGGGGAAUAUAUGGAGAUUUCCACGAAUUGCAGCCAAUAACAGCGGGGAUAACGGUUCCUUGCAAUUUAUCUUAGCCUGGUUACUGUUUUUAUUCAUCUGGUCCAUUCCAAUGUUGGUUAUAGAGUACGCCUCGGGCCGGUAUUGCAAAUGUUCCCCAGUUCGAAUUUUCAACAAUCUUCUGAGCUCGAAAAAUAUCUGGUUAGGAGGCUGGAUUGCAGCUGUAUCUACGGCGAUUGCAUGUUAUUACGCAGUAUUGUGUGCCUGGUGCUUCUACUAUCUAUGUUACUGUACGGUGAAUCCUCUGCCCACCACAGAGGAAGAAAGUUUAGACAUAUUUGUGUCGUUUGUUGGGGAAACCGUAUGGGCGUUACUUCCACAGGCAAUAGCAAUAAUCCUCGCAGGAUUGGCGGUGAUGUGGGGUGUGAAAACGAUCGAGAGAGUGAACAGCGUCAUCGUCCCCAUUUUUCUGUUGCUUCUUUUAUUUACAUUCAUCUGGGCCAUGACGUUGCCUGGCGCAGAGUUAGGACUCAAAUUCUUGUUUUCGCCCGAUUGGGAGCUUCUUGCUGACCCACAACUGUGGAUUGACGCAGCCAGCCAAAACGCCUUCGAUACCGGAGCCGGAUGGGGUCUAAUGACGUCAUAUGCAGCUUUCACCACCGAAAAAACUGGAAUAAUAAAGAUGUCAGUCAUAAUACCGUCGUUCAAUAAUUUAAUAAGUUUAAUGAGCGCCAUGAUGACUUUUGCCACGGUAUUUGCCGUCGAAUCUGAAGCUGGGCUGAAUAAGACAGAAAUAGUCGACAUAUUACAGAACAGUGGACCGGCAAAUACUGGACUCACGUUUAUAUGGAUGCCAAUUCUAUAUUCCACCAUUACAGGAGGGAAAAUACUCGCCAUUGCGUUCUUUUUGGCGUUAUCGCUCGCACUUUUGUCAACGGAAAUAGCAAUGAUUGAACUAGCUGUUAAGACGUUGGAAGAUUUGGGAGUUAAACGCUUCAUCGCCGUUCCAUCGACAUGUGUUCUUAUAUACGUCUUAGGAAUCGGGUCUGCUGUGAAUAUUAACUAUCUUGUGAACCAGGAUCUAGUGUGGAGCUAUGCAUUGCUUUUAUCAGGCAUUGCUUUCAUUUAUUUGGUAUGGAGAUACGGAUCGAGCAAAUUCAGGUCGAUUCUGAUCAAUGAUUUCAGCACCAAUGACUGGCAUCUGCCAAAACUAUGGGAGUGGAUAAUCAAAUUUCUUGCACCAAUAGAAGUCGCAGCACUGUUAGUCUGGUUUGCUUUAGACCAAAUACAUAAUAAUCCCGACUGGUACAGAGUAACCAGUGACGGUCUUCUCAGUUGUGUUGUACAGUGGACAUUAGUGGCCGUAUUAGUGAUUAUAUUCAAUGUCAUCUACAUCAAAAAGAAGGGUCCGAUGACCGCAACAGCGCCCUCUUACGAUAGCAUGGAGGAUAUCAAAAAAGAAGAACAAACUGAGGAAACCCUGGCUGCGGAGGCGGAGUCGGCGAUGCAUUGA